CUAUUAAUUAUUUUCCUUCUCUGUUCCUCUGGUCUCCGAGCAGUAAAAUAUAUAAAGUAUGGUUUAAUCAUAAAGAGACCUAGUUCAAUCAUGGUUUUAAGCCUAGUCAUACUUCUCUCUACAGUUUUCAUCUCACACUCUAAGGUGCUCUAUAAUCUGAAAUACCGGGAGCUGAAGCCAACCUUAAAAAAUCAGGUUUAUAAGGCAGAAAUUUUAGAGAAAGAGAACCUGGAAAAUCUUAACCUGGAGAAUGUUUACUUGGGAAAUGUAAACCAGGAAAAUCCGGCUCUUGGGAAUCUGAACCUGGAGAAUUCGGACCUACAGAAUCUGAACCUGGAUAAUGUUGACCUAGAGAACUUCAACCUCGAGAAUCCGGACCUGGAGAAUCUGAACCCAGUAGAGUAUCUAGUCCUGGACGGCAUUCUACCAAACCAGCCUGAUUUUAAAGAAGAUUUGAAAGAUCUAAAAAUAUCGGAUUUCUUCAACUUCAACCAAAUGCAGGAUAAUUUCCAUAUACCUGCUCCAACCUACACCCUGGGUAAAACGAUCAUACUCAGUCCUGAGAUUGGAUUAAAUCUUGCCAGAUUUGGGUCUAUCACACACCCUGAUACCAGGAAAACCAGGAUGCCUCUUAAUACUGCACCUGUCAGCAGAGAUUUUGAUUCUGUUUACUUCAGUGAUAACAGUGUUCUACCCCAACCCAGCAGUCUUAAAAACAACCACCAUAGCAGCAUUGUAAACCAUCCAAGCAGCUUCGUAAACCAACCAAGCAGCUUUGCAAAUCAACCAAGCAGCAUCGUGAACCAACUAAGCAGCUUUUCAAACCAGCCAAGAAGCUUCGUAAACCAACAAAGUAACCCUGCAUACCAACAAAACAGCUUUGUAAAACAGCCAAGCAGCUUUUCUAAGCAACCAAGCAGCAUUGCAAACCAGCCAAGCAGCUUUGUAUAUCAACCAAGCAGCAUCGGUAACCAACAAACCAAGCAGCUUUGCAAACCGUCCGAGCAGCAUUGUAAACAAGCCAAGCAGCUUGGCUCAGGUAGAACUGUGAAUCAACCCAGCAGCAUUGGGAACCAACUAAGCAGCCUUCUAGACCAACCCAGCGGCAGUGCGAACCAACUAAGCAGCAUUUUAGACCAACCCAGCAGCAUUGGAAACCAACUAAGCAGCAUUCUAGACCGACCCAGCAGCUUAUAUCCGUUCCAGGUUGAGAAUGAAAACCGUAAAGACGUUAAUGUUCAAUCAUAUCCAAUACCGUCACACCAUGAUUCCACAUUGGAUUACACUCAAACAAAACCACGCCAACCCUUCCACAACGAAAAGUUAAUGUUAGAGAGGAAUCGUGGUGAUCAAUGGCCAGAAAUAGACUCUGUGUGGUUUGGGUCAGACUGAAAAAAAACCUGUUUAUUCUAAAUUCUUAGAUAAUCUAUUAUUUUGUGUUUCAUUGUAAUAAUCUUAAUUUAUUAUGAAGCUAGCUGAGUAGUACUAUGUUUUUGACAAUCUUGCAUGUAAUAUAUAUGAAUAAAUUAUAAUAUUAAAUAAAGAAAAGAAAAUAA
Eurytemora carolleeae is the source of this 1556-nucleotide messenger RNA. RefSeq names its product protein PF14_0175. NCBI's taxonomy places the organism in Eukaryota, Metazoa, Arthropoda, Copepoda, Calanoida, Temoridae. The record is from RefSeq and is a predicted model, not a curated record. The transcript has 4 exons. The coding region runs from base 91 to 1392 and encodes 433 amino acids.